This is a messenger RNA of Cotesia glomerata, 4471 nucleotides long. RefSeq lists its product as uncharacterized. Gene Ontology annotation, molecular function: calmodulin-dependent protein phosphatase activity; calmodulin binding. The coding region runs from base 47 to 4318 and encodes 1423 amino acids. Gene Ontology annotation, biological process: calcineurin-mediated signaling. The transcript has 13 exons. The record is from RefSeq and is a predicted model, not a curated record. Gene Ontology annotation, cellular component: cytoplasm; calcineurin complex. Lineage: Eukaryota; Metazoa; Arthropoda; Insecta; Hymenoptera; Braconidae.
AAAGAAUAAUUUAGUAUAAAUCAGAGAAUAAUAGGAGUCCGAUAUCAUGGACUACCGUCAAGUGCCUCCGGUUAUGGAGGAUACUCCUCAGAAGCCAAAGCACGCGUCACAUUCUUUCCCCCCUGGUGCAAAUGCACCAGUUGAUCAUCAUCUGGGUGAUGAAAGCACUUCAUCAGUCGACACAAAAAAUGUAUCAAUGGAGAUACCGGAUGAGAAAUCAAUUCCCGCGCAUCAUAUCUUGACACCAUUGAAAGAAAAUGUCGCCAUUUUGUGUGAAAAUAGUCCGUCGAUGGACUUGUUAAUUCGUCGCAUGAAUCGCCUAGGAUUGAAGACUCCAGUUGACGCGAUUAAAUCCAGGAGAUCUGGUCUUCUGCUCAACAAGACUAUUGGGACUCAAGAUGUUGUCCAGCAAGAAUCCACUCAUCAAACUCUCAGAAGGACUUUAUUUGAUGAAUCAGUCUCUGAGGAAAAAUCUCAGUCACCAAUAGAAAUUGAAAAUGAUUUGCUAAGUAUUGUUCUUGAGCGAACUCAUAGUCAUUGCAAGCGAUUAUCUGAUCAGUUUUCUUUUUCAGAAUCAUUUUUACCAACAGAUUUAAUUCCCUGGGAUUCCUCGACAGGACAUGAGACCAGUGAGAUGAUGCCUGAGGAUCAGGAUGUUAAUAGUUUACUUGAGAUUGAUUCAAAAGCCGACAAAGAGGCAAAAAAUUCUCAGGUUAAAAUCGGAGUAGAUAAAUUUGAUGUUGAUGAAGGUAAAGAUGUUGAAGAAUACAAGAUGACAAGCACAUCAGACGAAUCAGCGUCAGCUCAACUCCAGUGUCUUCAAUUAGCAGAAAAUCAUCAGCUUAAUGAAAGUUUCAUCUAUGUAUCUCAAGUAUUUUUGUGUUUACAGCUCUCAAACAAGCAUGCUGCAAAAAAGCAAGCAACCUGCGGUCAAGAAUCUCAAGCUGAGAAAGUUGAGCACCCGUCCAAAGACAACAUGGGAGAAGAUAUAUUACAAAAAGCCAUAGACGAGAAAAUGGGGGCUUUGUUGAAGAAAGAACAACUGACCUUGGUUCGAAAUAGCUUUUUGAAAAGUUUUCAUAAUGAGUGUGCUAAAAUAACUGAUGCAUGGGAUGAAAAGUCUCAAAAUUUAUCAUCUGAAGCUGAAAAAACAGUCAACGAGCCGGCGAUGGAUUCUGACGAUAAAAUAAAAGUCCAGAGUAACUUGGUGGAGCAAGAUUCUGCUGCUAAGAAAGAAAUAAAAGUUCAGGAGGACUUUAGAAAAGAACAUUCAACUUCCUUUUCUCUAAUGAGCUUUGAAAGUCCUGGAACCUCGUCAAAAAUAAGCUCUGGAGAGAUCAAAGAUUUACAAUGCAUGUCAUCGAGGUCCAGUUGUUCAGACGAAUCGAUGGCUUGUGAUCCCAAGUCUGAUCAUUCAGAAAUCUCCAGUGUCUCAGUCAACUUGGAAAGUCCAAAGUCUUUGAAGAGCAAAGAUUACUCGUCUAUGUCAUCUUUACAAUCGAGCAUUUCCAACGAGUCAGUAGCUGGAACAGUUGCAUCUGAAGCUCGAGACAAUUCUAGUCUUCUGGAAGACAUCGGAAGUCCAGCGCGGCCAAAAAGUUUGAUUGACAGCAAAAAUGCAUCUUGUUUAUCUCACUCGCAAUUAAGUGACUCCAAUUUAAGUAAAUCUGUUUCUAAUUUAUAUAGUUCAAGCAAUGACGCCAUUCUAGGGUCUAGCAAUGGUCCAGAGUUGUCAGAAUUGGCUUCAGUAAUGGAAUAUGAUCGCAGCAGGCAAUCAAGAACUUCUCCGAGCUGCUUUGACGAGUCUUUUGCUCAAUCUCAUCAUCCAGACACUCCAACCACUGAAUUCAAUCAAUUUUCUCCAUCAAAAAUUUUUGAGCAGUUUCAUACCAAGUCUCGUAGCAUCUCACUCAAUAGACGUUACAUCAAUAUUUUCACAACCGAGGAGCAAGAUUAUUCCAACAUUGAGCCGAGAAAUCUCAAUACCCUGGAGGAAGAAAGCCCGAGUCAAUGUUCAACAGAGCGGCCUUUUACAUACGAUGAUUACAAGAAAAUAAAUUAUAAUCCUGGAAGACUGUUGAGUGUCGAAGAUGACGAAGACAAGGAUUCAUCAAGCAUGAUUGUUGAAGUAAAUUCUAGCCCGGCCAGUAUCAAUGAUCCCACCGAAGAUUUUAGUAUGCUUAAUCAAAUAGCUGAGUUAGACGGCUCUAUGACUGGAUUUGUUAAAACCGAGGGAGAAAUGUAUGACUCUGCAGAACUCUCGAGUCAAAUGGCGGCUGUUGUGGCUAAUCGUAGAUUAGAAAAGUCUACUAAGUCAGAGAUUAAGGCCGUUUCUAUUGAAAAUAAAAAAGAAACUGUUGAAAGCUCUUUUGCUGAGUCAGUCGAUAUUCAAGGUGAAUCAGAAGAUAUACUAAAUACAACCAUCGAGCUGAAUGAUUCCGUGGAAUGCCUCGACGAAAUACCAGCUGCUGAUGCCGAAAUACUUACAGGCACAGAGAAAUUUAAUUCAACUAUCCAGUUAGACAAUACACAAGAAAUCGAAGAUUUUUUAAUAGACACUUCUGCCAUGCCCGCUUCCGGAUCUGAGUCGAUGAAUAACACGACUUUCUACGAUGCGAUGGAGUCGUUAAACUCUUCGUCAAUCGAGGAAACACCUUGUGUAUCUAAGUCAGUUGAAACUAUCAAGUCUCCAAUGACCCCAAAGUUCAAGAAAAAGUCCGAAAGUUUGUUCCGAAAAGUGAUGGAAAAAACACCGUUUUUAAAGUCAAAGCCCAUUGCGUCCUCAAGUAAAGUUGAAGAUUUGAGCGGUAGUUCCAUUGUAACCGAGGAAGAACACUCGAGAAAGAGCAAACGUGUAAGAGAUGAGCGACAAGUGCCAGAUGUGCUAAGUCCACCCUCUCAUAGACUGACAGUAACAGAGAUCUUCGAUGCAGAGUCAGGAAUGCCUCGACCAGAUGUCCUCAUGAACCACUUCAUUCUGGAAGGUAGAAUCGACGAAGCAGCAGCAUUGCGAAUAAUCAACAAUGGCGCUGCUCUUCUACGAUCCGAGAAAACCAUGAUUAAAGUUGAGGCUCCAGUUACUAUUUGUGGUGAUAUUCAUGGACAAUUAUACGAUCUAGUAAAAUUAUUCAAGGUUGGAGGUGACCCCUCAACUAUAAACUACCUCUUCUUAGGCGACUACGUAGAUAGGGGGUACUUCGGUAUUGAGUGCGUAUUGUAUCUGUGGGCACUGAAGUUGUGCUAUCCAACCAAACUGUUCCUACUCAGAGGCAAUCAUGAGUGCCGACAUCUCACUGAAUAUUUCACAUUCAAACAAGAAUGCAAUAUAAAAUACUCGGAGCAGGUAUACAAUGCGUGUAUGGACGCAUUCGAUUGUUUACCACUAGCAGCCCUGGUAAAUAAUCAGUUUCUGUGCGUUCACGGCGGCCUAUCACCACAAAUCCAUGACUUAGAAGACAUCCAAAAGUUGGACAGGUUCAGAGAGCCACCAGCUUAUGGUCCAAUGUGUGACUUACUUUGGUCAGAUCCACUCGAAAACUUUGGUGAUGAAAAGCACUCGGAACACUUUACACAUAAUAGCGUUCGAGGUUGUUCGUUUUUCUACAGCUAUGCAGCGUGUUGUAAUUUUCUGGAAACCAACAGUCUUUUAAGUGUCAUAAGGGCGCACGAAGCACAGGAUUCUGGUUAUCGUAUGUAUCGUAAAGGCCAGAAGACAGGCUUCCCAGUGCUCAUAACCAUCUUUAGUGCACCCAACUACCUCGAUGUCUACAAGAAUAAGGGGGCCGUGCUCAAUUACCUGAACGGCGUACUGAAUGUCAGACAAUUCAAUUGCUCGCCACAUCCAUACUGGCUGCCAAAUUUUAUGGAUGUGUUUACCUGGUCCCUGCCAUUCGUUGGUGAAAAAGUUACUGAUAUGCUAGUUAGUGUAUUGAACAUUUGCACUGAUGACGAGCUCAUGAGUGACGGAGACGCCUCCCUUGAAGAAGGCGCAGCUGCAAAUUUACGCAAGGAAGUUAUCAGAAACAAGAUCAGGGCGAUUGCAAAAAUGGCACGAACAUUUUCUGUCCUCAGAGAAGAGAGUGAGACUGUCUUGGAGUUGAAAGGACUUACGCCCACGGGUUUCCUUCCUUUGGGAGCAUUGUCCGGUGGCAAGAUGUCUCUGAAAAACACGCUCAAAAGUUACAAAAACCUAUCGUUCGACGAAGUCAAGCGUCUGGAUGCUAUUAACGAGCGGAUGCCGCCGCAAAAGGACGCACCACCUAUGUCAGUGGAUGAGGAAAAGCUUGCCGCUGCGGCUACUGAAGAGAAACAAGAAUAAUAAUCAUCUUGCUUGAGGUAAAAACUAUGAGUUUUAAAUUCUGGACUCCUCAAAACAUCAUCUAUGCUGUUAGAUUAAGUCAAAUCCGAUAUUACCCAGAAUAAACACUGAAAAAUAAAAAUCUAAAAAUGAAACUAAAUGGAAAUAAUAUUA